AUGGACACAAAUUAUGGUGUUACUUAUGCCGUGGAAUUGGCACCGCUGAAACCAACUGAUAACACAACUGAUAAUGCCAACAACAAUCAACAAGAGGCGGCAGAGGAUGAAACCACAACAACUUUAGCCAACAACUCCUCCCCACCCACAACACCAAAAACAAACACAACGACCAAAUAUCUAACAACUGCCAAUUCAACAGUUAUCAAGCCCUUGCCGGUUUCCGAUAAUGAAGAAAGUCCUCGCACACCUUCACCCAGCAAUUCACAAAAUCCUCGACCCUCCACUUCGCGCCAACUGUUUAGAGAUGCAGCCCUGGCACAUGGAGGUCAAGAGGCCAACUCAUUGCUGCAACAUGAAAUCUCUCAACAGCAGAGAUUUAAAAGUGCUGCCUCCACACUGGACAAAAGUAUAUCCCGCAAUCCGUCCACAGUGGCCAAGCACGAAAAGAAAAUUGGCCAUCGUCGUAUCGAUGAGGAGGGUGAAGUUACUUACAAGAAAAUCCAAAGUAAACAAAUUAUGGGUUCAAUUCAGCUGGGCAUACAACACACGGUGGGCAGUUUGGCAUCGAAACCCAAACGCGAUCUGCUUAUGAAUGAUUUCUUUGAAAUGGAAACAAUUUCCUUCCCACCAGAUGGUUCGUCCAUUACGCCAGCCCAUCAUUACAGCGAAUUCCGUUUCAAGGUAUUUGCCCCCAUUGCCUUCCGCUACUUCAGGGACUUGUUCGGCAUUGCACCCGAUGAUUUCCUCAUGUCCAUGUGUGCAGCACCGCUGCGUCAACUCUCGAAUCCUGGUGCCUCUGGUUCCAUAUUUUACCUAACCGACGAUGAUGAAUUCAUUAUCAAGACUGUACAGAAAAAGGAAUGUGAAUUCCUGCAGAAACUUUUACCCGGCUACUAUAUGAACCUCUCGCAAAAUCCGCGAACCCUGCUGCCGAAAUUCUUUGGCCUCUACUGCUUCCAUUACAACACGAAAAAUGUUCGCCUCGUUGCCAUGAACAAUCUUCUACCCUCCGACAUUAAAAUGCAUGCCAAAUACGAUUUGAAAGGCUCUACAUUCCGUCGUAAAGCCUCAAAGGCAGAACGGCAAAAAGAAAGUCCCACCUACAAGGAUCUAGAUUUUAUGGAACAUCAUCCAAAUGGUAUAUUUCUCGAAACAGAUAAAUAUAAUGCAUUGAUGAAGACCAUACAACGAGAUUGUAUGGUCCUAGAAAGUUUCCAAAUUAUGGACUAUUCCCUGCUGGUGGGCAUACACAAUUUGGAUUUAGCCGCCAAGGAGAAGCGUGAAGAACGCAUACGAAAUGCCAGAGCUAAAUUGCAAAAGACCGAUGAAAUUCGUGAGGCCGAUGAUGCGGAAAAUGAGGGUGCAGCUGCAGCGGCUGGUACCGCUUUGAAUCGUUCACGCAGCAUGAAUCGUCAACGUCUGGUGGCCCUGUCGACGGCCAUGGAAUCGAUUACAGCUGAUGAUACGCCCUUUGAGGAGGAUGAAGAUGUGCCGGCCGGUGGUAUACCCGCACGUUCGGAGGAUGAUGAACGUCUCAUCUUGUAUAUUGGUAUAAUUGAUAUUCUGCAAUCGUAUCGUUUGGAAAAGAAACUCGAACACACCUUCAAGGCGAUUAUCUACAAUGGUGAUACGGUGUCGGUGUGUCGGCCGUCGUUUUAUGCCCAACGUUUCCAAAAUUUCAUGGGUAAAACUGUAUUUAAGAAAACGCCAACAUUUCCACUGAGACAAUCGAAAAGGAAAACUUCGACGGCUGCAGUGCGUACCCCGCAAAGAACGCCAUCACAAAGUGCUGCCAGUGGGGUAGCGGCGGCGGCGGCCAUGAGACAUCCGCACUUCAUGUCUGGAUCGUCAACACCACCACCGGCAUUUGAUGAAAUAUCCGAAGAGGAUAUAAUUGCAGCAUCGGGUUCAAGAAGUGGUGGUGACGGUGGAUCGUCGGGUCACUUAAGGCAUAUACCAGCACCGCAAUCGUAUAUGUCAUCACAACGUAGUACUGUGGGUAGUACCUCAGAUGAUUAUAGCGAUGAUGAUGAUGUGGCCUCGGCCGCCGGUAGCAAUAGAUCAUCGCUGCCACGACGCCGGCCACAAUAUUUAACAAAAACUAGUGUGGAAAUUACCUCAAUCGGCUGUGUUGAAAAUCAUCAACAGCCGCAGCACGAUCAUAAACAAUCCGAUGAGGGUAUUGAACAAGAUGUUGAGGGCAAAAAGGUGGUUAGUGCUGUAAUACAAACCACACAAGAGAAGAAAUACACAUCGACUCUUAUUGUUAAUGAAGUUGUAAGAUGAUGUGCUUGCGAGGAUUGGAGGGGUGAUUUUGAGA
Messenger RNA from Musca vetustissima, 2323 nucleotides. It is a transcript of the gene sktl, whose product is annotated as phosphatidylinositol 4-phosphate 5-kinase type-1 alpha. The record is from RefSeq and is a predicted model, not a curated record. Lineage: Eukaryota; Metazoa; Arthropoda; Insecta; Diptera; Muscidae. Gene Ontology annotation, biological process: phosphatidylinositol metabolic process. The coding region runs from base 1 to 2289 and encodes 762 amino acids. The transcript has a single exon. Gene Ontology annotation, molecular function: phosphatidylinositol kinase activity.